CAAUAACAGCAACAAAAAAUGUGGGUGGACUAUGAGAAAACACUACUCUUUUUUUCCAUGAGUGAUUCCUGUUUUUAUGUUUCUUCUUUAUCACUUCAUAAGAAACACCUUCUGUUCUUCGUUAUGUUUUUUAUACUGUAUUUUUCUACUUGUGCUGGUACCACUACUACCUCUAGCAUUAGUUCUGAUGCCAGAGGUAACAUGACUGACCAUUUUGCACUGUUAGCCUUAAAGAGCAAGAUACAAAGAGAUCCAAAUGGGGCCUUAAAUUCCUGGAAUCAUUCCCUUCAUCAUUGUCACUGGGAAGGGAUUACAUGUGGCCACCGCCACAAAAGGGUUGUCCUCAUAGACUUGUCGUCAAGAGGUUUGGUUGGUACCAUAUCCCCAUAUAUAGGAAACCUCACUUUUCUCCAUUAUAUUAUUCUUCAUAACAACUCAUUAGCAGGUUCAAUUCCUGCUCAGAUCGGUCUCCUACUCAGGCUGUCAGACCUGAGUUUGUACCAAAACUCACUCACUGGGGCAAUUCCAGUCACCUUAUCUAAGUGCCUUCACCUUGAGUAUCUUGAUAUAAGUGAGAACAAUCUGGUUGGAAGAUUCCCCCAAGAACUAAGCUCCCUUUCUAUGCUUAAAGGUUUGUAUAUUCAUAGUAACAAUUUAAAGGGACCUAUCUUUAGAACUAUUCAGAACUUUACCUCUUUAGAAUUCUUAUCUGGAUCAUUUAAUUCCUUCGAGGGAACAGUUCCUGAAACCAUAGGUCAGCUGAAAAAUCUCUCUUUCAUUGCCUUUGGGUCAAACCAUCUUACUGGGAUGGUCCCUCCCUCGAUCUAUAAUCUCUCGUAUCUUACCGUGCUUUCAUUUCAUUACAACCAACUUCAUGGAAGUCUUCCAACAAACAUAGCAUCCACACUUCCACGUCUAAGUAUUCUUAACCUUGGUGGUAACCAGUUUUCUGGACCUCUUCCAGUUUCCUUGUCAAAUCUUUCGAGUCUUACUCGCCUUGAACUCCGCAAAAAUAGAUUUAAGGGUAAAGUAUCCAUGAACCUUAGACGCUUAAAACAUCUCCAGACACUACUUAUCAAUCACAACCACCUUGGAAGUGGAGAUGCUGAUGAUUUGAAAUUUGUAGCUUCCUUGGUCAAUUGCAGUGAAUUGACGGUACUUGAUGUGAGUUCCAACUAUUUUGGAGGAGUAUUACCAAAAUCCAUGGUCAAUCUCUCAACCAGAAUUAGAUCACUAGGCUUCGACAACAAUAUGUUAUCUGGUGAAGUUCCUGUAGGUAUGAGUCAUUUGUUUAACCUUGUCCUCUUGAAUCUGUGUGGAAACCAAUUAACAGGAACAAUUCCUACUGAUAUUGGAAAGCUUCAUAACCUAGGACGGUUAGACUUUAGCUCAAACAGAUUAACUGGCACAAUUCCUGAGUCUUUAGGGAACUUAUCCAAGUUAAGUGAACUUCAAUUGUAUGCCAAUUUAUUGGAAGGAACCAUACCUGUUAGUCUUGGGAAUUGCCAAUAUAUAAACUUCUUAAUUAUGACUCAAAAUCAACUCACUGGAACAAUACCGAAGGAACUUUUUGAGGGUUUAACUAACCUGGUUGAAUUAGGUCUAGCACAAAACCAUCUGGAAGGACCACUUCCUUUUGAGGUAAGCAAGCAAUUGAGCCUAGUGGGGUUAGACAUUUCUAACAAUAAGUUGUCUGGUAAAGUUCAGAGUGGCCUUGCUAGUUGUGUUAGCCUGUUAUACUUAUAUAUGCAAGGUAAUUUCUUUCAUGGACCUAUUCCUUCAUCAUUGAGCUUUCUUAAAAGUAUGCAGGAACUUGACCUUUCUCUGAACAAGCUCUCUGGCCAUAUUCCGGGGUACUUUUCAAAAUUCAACUUAACGUAUCUGAAUUUAUCGUAUAACGACUUUGAUGGUGAGGUUCCUGUGGAUGGUAUUUUUGCAAAUGAAAGUGCGGUGUCCCUCAUGGGAAAUGCAAAGCUUUGUGGUGGCAUCUUUGAAUUGCAUCUACCAAGGUGCACAAGAAAAGAAGCAACUAAAAAGAAACUCUCUCUCAAGCUCAAACUGAUUAUAUCUUGUGGUUGUGCAUUUAUUGGUGUGGCCAUCUUGUUUUCUUUGUAUUGGAUUCAUCACAAAAAGAAACAAGACCUCUCUCUCACCAGAUCAUAUUUUAGGGAGCCUUUCUUGAAAGUGUCAUACAAUAUGCUGUUAAAAGCAACAGAUGGAUUCUCUACAUCAAAUUUACUUGGUACGGGUACUUUUGGGUCUGUAUUUAAAGGGAUGCUUGAGCCAAACCAAAUGGUGGUUGCUGUGAAAGUACUCAAGCUUCAACAGCAAGGUGCUUCAAGGAGUUUUCUGAAAGAGUGCGAGGCAUUAAGAAACAUACGUCAUCGAAAUCUUGUCAGAAUCAUAACAGCUUGCUCUAGUAUUGAUUUUCAGGGUAAUGACUUUAAAGCUCUUCUGUAUGAGUUUCUGCAUGGUGGGAGCCUGGAGAGCUGGUUGCACGCAGACAAUAGCAAUGAGAUUCUUGAAGUUGGAAAGCUCACCCUUCUUCAGAGGGUGAACAUUGCUCUUGACUUGGCUUGUGCACUUAAUUAUCUCCACCAUGGCUGUGAAAAUUCUAUCGUGCAUCGUGACUUAAAACCAAGCAAUGUCUUACUUGACAAUGAUAUGGUUGCUCAUGUUGGAGAUUUUGGUCUUGCAAGGUUUCUUCCACAAUCCUCGUACCCAAAUCAGAGUAGUUCAGCUGGAGUUAAAGGAACUAUUGGUUAUGCUGCACCAGAGUAUGGGCUUGGAGCUGAUGCGUCAACAGCUGGUGAUGUUUACAGCUUUGGAAUCCUGCUUCUAGAAAUGAUGACAGGCAAACGACCCACUGAUGAAGCUUUCAUCGAAGGUCUCAACCUUCACACUUAUGUGAAGAUAGCUUUACCUGAUAACGUGAUGCAGAUUGUUGAUCCAAGUCUUUUGGACAACAUCAAUUAUGCUGUCAGCGAUACCAGAUUUCAUAGAGAAGCUACAAGUGCACAGAGGAUGAAUUACAUGGUCUCAGUGAUGGAGAUUGGGAUGGCAUGUACGAUGGAGUCAGCUCAAGAUCGGAUGAGCAUAACUGAUGCUUACAUUAAACUCCAAAGCAUAAAAGCUAUCAUUCUUCGAGGACGUUGAUCGCAUUCAGAUUGUAAAGCACAACACUUCUUUGAAGGAAGAUUGUUAACUUUGGUACUCACCACCAGAAUUGUUCCAU
Chenopodium quinoa (quinoa) is the source of this 3235-nucleotide messenger RNA. RefSeq names its product probable LRR receptor-like serine/threonine-protein kinase At3g47570. Lineage: Eukaryota; Viridiplantae; Streptophyta; Magnoliopsida; Caryophyllales; Amaranthaceae. The transcript is spliced from 3 exons. Gene Ontology annotation, biological process: protein phosphorylation; hormone-mediated signaling pathway. The record is from RefSeq and is a predicted model, not a curated record. Gene Ontology annotation, molecular function: protein binding; ATP binding; protein kinase activity. The coding region runs from base 19 to 3156 and encodes 1045 amino acids. Gene Ontology annotation, cellular component: plasma membrane.